AUGUCUAAAAUGUUGUUCACAUUAUUUUAUUUGCUAAUCACAAAUUGGGAAUUGAGAAGUGGAGAAUGCCAUCAAGAGAUUUCUCGUAAUGAUGUUGUUAAUGUUAUGGAUUAUGGAGCUGUUGGAGAUGGAAUUAGUGACAAUUCACAAGCAUUCUUGAAGACUUGGGCAGCAGCUUGUGGAAGUGCAUCAGUUGAUCAAUCAAUGCUUGUACCAAACACAACAUUCUUGGUAAAUCCAGUAACUUUUGAAGGUCCCUGCAACCCUUCUACCAUUUCUAUCCUGGUAAGUGGUAAUAUUAUUGCCCCGGAAUUUAAAUCAUGGGAUGGUUACGAUGCAUCAAGAUGGAUUGUAUUCUCAAAAGUGCAAGGACUCAAAAUCACCGGCCAAGGAAUGUUCGACGGAAGAGGAUGGAGUUGGUGGCAAUCUGUCCGCGACGCCAAUCAAAGACCGAUUGGCACCACGUUUAAACACUGUGACAACCUUCAACUACAAGGAUUCACACAUGUAAACAGUGGAAGCCUCCAUAUUAGCAUAGUUUAUUCUAACCAAGUAUUUAUCUCUAAACUCCGUAUAUUUGCCCCGGAAUCAAGCCCUAACACCGAUGGCAUCGAUGUUGGUUACUCUUCAAAUGUCAGCAUUCGUCAUAUCGACAUUGCAACAGGUGAUGAUUGCAUUGCAAUCGGAGGAGGUUCCUCAUACAUUAACAUAAGGGGUGUAAGAUGCGGACCCGGGCAUGGUAUAAGUAUUGGAAGUUUAGGAAAAAAUGGAAGGUCAGACAAAGUAGAACAAGUGCGUGUUAAAAAUUGUACCUUUGUUGGAACUUCAAAUGGAGUAAGAAUAAAGACAUGGCAGGGUGGGUCUGGCUACGCGGAGCAAAUAUCGUUCCAGAAGAUUAGGCUUCGGAAUGUCACAAACCCUAUAAUUAUCGAUCAGUUCUAUUGUCCUUCUAACAAUUGCAGAAACCAGACAUCGGCAGUAAGAGUGAGUGAUAUCUCAUUUGUUGGAAUUCAUGGGACAUCAAGCAAAAAGAAUGCAAUCAUAUUGCAAUGCAGUCAAACCAUUGGCUGCCACAACAUUUUGUUGAAAUAUAUAAAGAUAGCCUCAGCAAUUCCACGACAAGUCACUCAGGCUUCCUGCUUCAAUGCUCAUGGAAUAUAUACUUCUGCAACUCCUGCAGUUGAUUGCCUGAUAAACUAA
Tripterygium wilfordii is the source of this 1200-nucleotide messenger RNA. Its product is annotated as probable polygalacturonase At3g15720. Gene Ontology annotation, biological process: carbohydrate metabolic process. The transcript has 9 exons. Lineage: Eukaryota; Viridiplantae; Streptophyta; Magnoliopsida; Celastrales; Celastraceae. The record is from RefSeq and is a predicted model, not a curated record. Gene Ontology annotation, molecular function: polygalacturonase activity. The coding region runs from base 1 to 1200 and encodes 399 amino acids.